This is a messenger RNA of Sinocyclocheilus grahami, 558 nucleotides long. Its product is annotated as keratin, type I cytoskeletal 19-like. Gene Ontology annotation, cellular component: cytoskeleton. The record is from RefSeq and is a predicted model, not a curated record. Gene Ontology annotation, molecular function: structural molecule activity. The annotation marks the transcript as partial. The transcript has 3 exons. NCBI's taxonomy places the organism in Eukaryota, Metazoa, Chordata, Actinopteri, Cypriniformes, Cyprinidae.
GUCGGUCAUGCGCCAAGUGUCUACGCAGGUGCAGGGGGCUCCAGCGUGCGCGUCUCUUACGCACAAAUUAGCAAGAGCGGUUUCGACCUGGCCAGCGCGCUCGGCGGAGGUGACAAUGGCUUCGGUUUGGCUUUCAACGAGAAGACCACCAUGCAGAACCUCAACGACCGUCUGGCGAGCUACCUGGAGAAGGUGCGCUCCCUGGAGAAAGCCAACUCGCAACUGGAGCGCCAGAUCCGGGAGUGGUACGAGAAGAGAGCCCCUGUUUCCAGAGACUACAGCCACUAUUACGUCACCAUUGAAGAUCUGCGCAAAAAAAUCGCUGUCGCCAGCCAGGACAAUGCCAGAAUCAUCCUUCAGAUUGACAACGCCAAACUGGCAGCCGAGGACUUCAGAGUCAAGUAUGAUAAUGAAUUGGCCCUGCGUCAGUCCGUGGAGGCUGAUAUCGCCGGUCUAAGAAAGGUUCUGGACGAACUCACCAUGACUCGCUCAGACCUUGAGAUGCAGAUUGAGGGUCUGAAGGAAGAGCUUGUCUACCUGAGGAAGAACCAUGCAGAG